AACCAUACAAUGAUCAGGGACUGAGAGUGAUAAUAGAAAGAGAGGUCGAGUAGUAGUGGUGGCGGUUAGAGCUCGGUGAGAUUCACCCUGUACCCGGUGAGCUCUGGCAUCGGGGUCGACGUCAUGAAGAACAUCCAAGCUCGGCAUCGAGAAGAGCAUCAGCCUGGAGCUCUGCAUCCUCCUAUACAAGCAGUACGGGACAACCAUGGCCGCCUUGAGGGCUGUCGGCUACCAAUUCGAUACGAUGAUUUUCACAGCUUCGUUCACAACAGACUUUCUUCUGUAAAAGUUUCUUACACAACAGACUAUCCAGGUGCUUCAGUUAUAUUCAAUCUUCAGUUAUACUCCAUUUUGCUAUGUGGUGUUCCCCCAUUCUGGGCAGAAACUGGAGCAGGGAUCUUCAGGCAGAUCCUUCGAGGCAAACUUGAUUUUGAAUCUGAACCCUGGCCUAGUAUCUCUGACAGCACUAAAGAUUUAGUCCGUAAUAGGGCUGCAGAAGAUGUCCUCCAUCCUUUCGUGCGAGAACACCAAGAAGUCGUCGAUCGAAGUGAAGCUGCGCACACGAGAGAAUAUUGUGGCGUUCCUAGAUGGAACAGAACAGGGAGAAGAAGGCCAAAUAGGCCCAAAGAACACAAAAUCAGCACAUAUCCAAUUCACAUCAUCACAUAUCCAAUUCAUAGUCGCCUGUAUCUCUCUUUUGAUGCAAAAUUCUGAUAAAAUGGUGAAGACAAAUGCUGAUAAAAAUUCUUGUGCCUUAUUCUUUAGAGAGAAGAAGAAGCACUCGUGAUCAUGGACGACACUAGGGUGGUGUGGCCGCUGGUUUUUGGUCACGCGAAAAUCUACAUUGACAAGCUGGAGCUGCCAGCGAGACCCCUGGCCGCGGCGACGACAAAGGGCUCAGUUUCUUCUGGCUGCGGCGGCGAGUCAGGGCGCAAUUCCUCUGGCCGCGGCGUCGAGGCAGGGCCAAAAUUCGUCGACGAAUUUGUUCCUCGGUGGCGGACGGCGAGGGAGGACUCAGCUUUCUUCUGGCCGCGGCAGCGAGUCAGGGCGCAGUUAUUCUGGCCGCGGCAGCGAGGCAGGGCCAAAAUUCGUCAAUGACUUCGUUCGUCGGAGGCGGACAGCGAGGGAUCUGCACAUGCGGGGGAGAACAACGACGGGAGCA
Lolium rigidum is the source of this 1162-nucleotide messenger RNA. RefSeq names its product calcium-dependent protein kinase 19-like. Gene Ontology annotation, biological process: peptidyl-serine phosphorylation; protein autophosphorylation; intracellular signal transduction. Gene Ontology annotation, cellular component: cytoplasm; nucleus. The transcript is spliced from 8 exons. NCBI's taxonomy places the organism in Eukaryota, Viridiplantae, Streptophyta, Magnoliopsida, Poales, Poaceae. Gene Ontology annotation, molecular function: calcium/calmodulin-dependent protein kinase activity; calmodulin binding; calcium-dependent protein serine/threonine kinase activity. The coding region runs from base 124 to 714 and encodes 196 amino acids. The record is from RefSeq and is a predicted model, not a curated record.